CUCGCUCGGCGCAGUCCGCUCUCCGCUCAGACGCACAGCUGUAACGUCCGCGAUGCGUUCCCUCGUUUACAUUGCUGCCGCGCUGUCGCUUUCUAACUAUGUCUACUCAGCACGAAUACUUGGGUUGUUCCCUCACACGGGCAAGAGCCACCAAAUGGUCUUUGAGCCUUUGCUAAAAACUCUCGCCGAGCGCGGACACCAUGUAACCACGGUGUCUUUUUUCCCGCUGAAAAACCCUCCAGCUAAUUACACCGACGUCAGCCUCGAAGGCAUCGCUCAACUUGGAGUGGAAACGAUGGACUUACAAAUAUAUGAAAACCCGCCCAGCAUUUUAAGGUAUUUGGGUGUGGAUGUAGAGCGGAUGGUGAAACAAGCAAUGGAGUUUGCGCCGCUAGCUGAUAUGGCUUUAAAUGUUUGCCGGAAACUGGUGGACUGGCCGGCGUUGACAAGUGCCUUAAAAAAGGAUUAUGACUUAGUGUUAGUUGAGAACUUUAACAGUGAUUGUAUGCUGGGUCUAACCCACGUUUACGGUUUAAAAGCCCCUAUUGUAGCACUUUUAUCAAGUGGAGUGAUGCCGUGGUCGCCAGAACGGAUUGGCCUGGCUGAUAACCCCUCGUAUGUCCCUGUUGUCAGCACUGCAUUUCUCGAUAGAAUGACUUUCAUUGAACGUCUGGAGAAUACAUUGUUACAAUUUUACUUUAAGUGGUGGUAUAGAUAUGAAAUCCAGGUGAAAGAACAGGAGAUUAUUGAAAAGCAUUUCGGCAGGAAGAUAACGGAUUUGUCGGAUUUGGGGAAAAAUAUAUCUUUGAUGUUAUUGAAUACUUUCCACGGUUUGAACGGAGCAAGGCCACUCUUACCCGGGGUGGUGGAAGUCGGCGGUAUGCAUUUGGAUCAAAAUAAGAAAACAAUACCACCGUAUAUCGAGAAAUUUCUGAACGAAUCUUCGGAAGGCGUGGUCCUGUUCAGCUUCGGCUCUCUGAUCAAAACCGCGUCAAUACCGAAGUACAAAGAGGAGAUCAUCAUCAACGCCCUGUCCAAACUGAAGCAGCGGGUGGUGUGGAAGUACGAGGAAAGCGACGAGGAGGGCACCAUCACUGGGAACAUCAUGAGGGUCAAAUGGAUACCGCAGUCAGAGUUGCUGAGGCACAAGAAAGUGUUGGCGUUCAUAGCGCACGGAGGUCUGCUGGGCAUGACCGAGGCGAUAUUUGCUGGCAAGCCAAUGCUGGUAGUGCCGUUCUUUGGAGACCAACCACAGAACGCAGCGGUGGCCGAGGCCGCGGGACUGGCCAAGGUCUUGUCGUACGCGGAUUUGUCGGAGGAAUCCAUGCUUAAGGGGCUGCAGAGCGUGCUCAGCGCAGAAAUGCGUGUGAGCGCUCGUCGGGCUUCCGAAAUUUGGCGAGACAGACAAAACGACCCGCUAGAUACAGCGGUCUACUGGACGGAGAGGGUGCUCCGCUGGGGGACCCAGGCGCCCCUCCACUCGGGCGCCAGGAACCUCGCCUUCCACGAAUACGCGCUAUUCGACGUCGCUGCCGCCUUGCUGGGGACCAUCGUGCUCUCUAUCCUUCUACUACAUUACACAAUCUUCACCCUUAUUCCUAAAACAAUAAGUGCCAGUUUCGGUAAAGAAAAAAAGAAGAUUCAUUGAUGUUUGGCUGUGGUCCAGGGUCCGGGUGAUGUAAUAGGUAAUUUUAGUAAUACCUACCUAUUUUAGUCUAGUAACACAUUGUUAUUGUUAUUUAGGUAGGUAUGUAAAAUGUGGGAUGAAUUAUAAAAUUUACCUUUGAGUUGUCUAUGUUCACGCGAUCACGCGACACAGUCAAAUUCAGUAGUCUGCAUUAUAUAAGACGCUUCAAUGAAUGUAGGCGAAAAUGAUAUAAAUAUAUAGAUCUACCGUCCCAAAUGUAUAAAAAAUCUUAAUCGUAUUUAUUGCAUCAAUAGAUAGAUGAAUGUGCCAAUGCCUAUUUUACCACUAAAGGUACUAAAUUUUUAUAAGAAUUAACAAAACUGUCCCAGUAAAUAAUAGUUACCUACUUAUAUUUAAUGUUAUUAGCAGAAUUGUGUAGUGUGUCGGUGGAUAAUCGUUAACUUGCGGUCUCGGUUAGAUAUGUAUAUUUAAAAAAAUCCAGUUCCUAAUAUUAUCUUAUACUGUACGUAUUUGAAAUUUACGCGCAAGAAGGGUAGAUAAUAUUAAUAUAAGUGUAUUGUGAUAAAAUAUUUUUACAGAGAUUUGUCUUCGAUUAUAAUAUAUAUGAAUAGAUUAUUCGAAUGCCAGUUACUUUGCAACGGUUUUUUUCUAGGUCAGUAGCAAAACUAGCAAAUUUAUAUCUACUGUAGACAUCUUUUUUAAAGCUGUUGAUUUGUUUGAAUAUUGACUGUAGACGACUGUUGCCUUAUCAAUAUCUAGUUGACUUGGUUUUCUCAAUUAGAAAAGCGAUGAUUACCUAAUUGCCGGUUAAUGUAAAAUAACUAAAAUAAUAUACUAAAGGGCUUUCAUUCAGCUGAUACUGCGUUCUGAUGUCAACACAGAUAAUUAAAUUAGUAUGUAUUGAUAUACCUAGGUAUUAAGAGCCCAUCAACGUGCACACUAGCGCCACUGCUAAAUAAUCGUGAUUAUUUAAAUUUAACGAAAGAUUUAAAAAAGGUGGCAGCUACGUACUAUAUUUUGUAUUUAAGUUGGUACUUUUUGAAUACAUCAAACUAGUUUUUGUGUUGCUGGAUUCGUCGAUCUAUGAACUAUGAACACAAAACAAAAACGGCCGUUUGAACUUUGGACGCAUAGAUUGACGAAUCCAGCAACAUAAAAACUAUUAGUUUGAUGUAUUCAAAAGGUACUUCAAUACACAAUACAGUACCUACAUUGCGGCCCCCUUUUUUAAAUACCUGUCGUUAAAUUUCACGAUUAUUUAGCAGUGGCGCUAGUGUGCACGUUGAUGAACUCUUAAUGAUAUUUUAAAUAUUCAACCAAAUCUCUUUCUUCUAGGACCUAGUCUCCUCAAUUUCCCUUACAUUAGGUAUACUGUUGUUGCAUUUUCAUCAUAUUCUUACAGUCGGGUACUACCUAACCAUAUGUAUCAAAGGGGUCUUCGGUCCCUAGUAGGUAUAAUAUAAGCACAAUUUUCAAUCAUUCAUAAUUUCUAACAAUACAUAUUUAAGCAAAUACCUGACCAACAUUCAUCAGGUGACAAGCAAAAGUCACUAAUUACUAAAAAAAAAAUUAAACAAAAAUCGACCUUCUUUUAGUACUAUAUGGUUCACUAUGGCUAUGAACUUGUGCUGGUACUUAGUGUCUUUUGCUUGUCACCCGACGAUUUCCAGUUCGUUCUGCUUCUAUAAAUAAAAAUAAACACUUAGAUAGUUUACACCUGAGCCAAAUUAUUUAUAAUGUUGUUUUGUUAUUAGUUAGUAACAUUAUGCCAAAAAUAAAAAAGGGAUACCAUUUAU
This is a messenger RNA of Cydia fagiglandana, 3444 nucleotides long. It is a transcript of the gene UGT46A2, whose product is annotated as UDP-glucosyltransferase 2-like. Gene Ontology annotation, biological process: regulation of DNA-templated transcription. NCBI's taxonomy places the organism in Eukaryota, Metazoa, Arthropoda, Insecta, Lepidoptera, Tortricidae. Gene Ontology annotation, molecular function: UDP-glycosyltransferase activity. The transcript has 4 exons. The coding region runs from base 53 to 1648 and encodes 531 amino acids. The record is from RefSeq and is a predicted model, not a curated record.